Molecule: messenger RNA, 3961 nt
Organism: Arabidopsis arenosa
Lineage: Eukaryota; Viridiplantae; Streptophyta; Magnoliopsida; Brassicales; Brassicaceae
Source: the annotation of a GenBank genome assembly
AAGCCAAUCUCGAUUGCUUGGAUUCCUAACGGAUCAGUGUUGUGAAUAGGUGUUGUGAGUUUUGAAGAAUGGUGUUUUUUCGUAGCGUAUCAGCCAUUUCAAGGCUUCGGUCUCGAGCAGUGCAACAAUCCUCACUUAGCAACUCUGUCAGAUGGCUCCACUCUUCUGAAUUGGACUUGAAGUCGCAGAUGCAAGAGAUCAUUCCAGAACAACAGGACCGUUUGAAGAAACUGAAAUCAGAACAUGGAAAGGUCCCACUGGGAAACAUCACCGUUGAUAUGGUACUUGGUGGAAUGAGAGGGAUGACUGGAUUACUCUGGGAAACAUCAUUGCUUGAUGCAGAUGAGGGAAUUCGCUUUCGAGGAAUGUCGAUUCCUGAAUGCCAGAAAGUAUUACCUUCAGCUGAGUCUGGAGAAGAGCCCUUGCCUGAGGGUCUUCUGUGGCUUCUGUUAACUGGAAAGGUGCCAAACAAAGAGCAAGUUAAUGCUUUGUCAAAAGAGUUGGCUCAUCGUGCGGCUGUGCCAGAUUAUGUAUACAAAGCUAUAGAUGCCCUGCCUUCAACAGCUCAUCCAAUGACUCAAUUUGCUAGUGGUGUUAUGGCCCUUCAGGUUCAAAGUGAGUUUCAGAAGGCAUAUGAGCAGGGUGAUAUUCAUAAGUCAAAGUACUGGGAGCCAACCUUUGAGGAUGCACUAAACUUGAUUGCUCGUGUUCCUGUUGUAGCUUCAUACGUUUAUCGAAGGAUGUACAAGGAUGGUAGCAUCAUUCCAUUAGAUGAUUCUUUGGAUUAUGGUGCAAAUUUUUCACACAUGCUGGGAUAUGAUAGUCCUCAGAUGAAAGAGCUCAUGAGGCUUUAUGUCACUAUCCACAGUGAUCAUGAAGGUGGAAAUGUUAGUGCUCACGCUGGUCACCUGGUUGGGAGUGCACUUUCAGAUCCAUAUCUUUCAUUUGCAGCUGCAUUGAAUGGUUUAGCUGGGCCACUCCAUGGUUUGGCUAAUCAAGAAGUUUUGCUGUGGAUCAAAUCAGUUGUCGAGGAAUGUGGAGAAAAUAUAUCAAAGGAACAGCUUAAAGAUUAUGUCUGGAAAACGUUAAACAGUGGCAAGGUUGUUCCAGGAUAUGGCCAUGGUGUUUUGCGUAAAACGGAUCCAAGAUAUAUAUGCCAAAGAGAGUUUGCCUUGAAGCAUCUACCUGAUGAUCCUCUUUUUCAGCUGGUCUCAAAGCUUUAUGAAGUGGUGCCUCCUAUUCUAACCGAGCUGGGAAAGGUCAAGAACCCGUGGCCUAACGUUGAUGCUCAUAGCGGAGUGCUGCUGAACUACUAUGGUCUAACCGAAGCAAGAUACUACACAGUGCUUUUUGGAGUCUCAAGAAGUCUUGGCAUCUGUUCGCAGCUGAUAUGGGACAGGGCACUUGGACUACCACUAGAGAGACCAAAGAGUUGGAUCAGAGGAUGUCAACAAUACUCAAGCAACCACUCCAGCUCAAACAGAGUGUUUGAAGUCAAAAGAAGCAGACUCAAGAAAGUCAACGCCACAGGCUCAACAGAGUCUCUCAACAAGAAAUUGCCGAUGAAGCUUCCUCCUCAUCUUAAGAAGCUUGCUUUGAUUCUACCAAAACCGAUUUGCUAUUUUGAGUGGAUAAGGAGUCGCUGGAUCCUGUUACCGAGAAUUGUUAGAAACCGAGAGCAGAGGUUUCUAGCUAGGACAAGAAACAUAUUGUUGGAACAAAUCCUAGUCCUCCUCGUUAAGGCCAGUCCAGUGGUUCAAGAGAAACAUACAAUUCCAACUCAAGAGGAGGAAGAAGAAGAAGAAGCAGUGAUAUCGAACGGCAUGAACGACGACGACGAUACUAACAAUAUUAACAGUUCCAGUGAAUUUGAUAACAAUCGUAUCGGUGACGGUGACGGUGACGGAGACGAUAACUGUAAUCUAAAUCAGAUCAAACAAGUAUGGGGAACGUGGGACGAGUUGGUGUUAACAUGCGCCGUUAAGCGUCAUGCUUUUUCCGAUUGGGACUCCGUCGCUAAGGAGGUUCAGGCUCGUUCCCGGAGUUCUCUCAUCGUCUCCGCCGUCAAUUGCAGGCUUAAGUAUCAAGAUCUCAAACGUAGGUUCCAAGAUUCCGUCGACGUCGGAGAAGAUAAUACCGAAGCGGCGGCGGCGGAGGAGGAUGAAGUUGGUGAAAUCCCUUGGCUCGAGCAGUUACGGAGUCUUCGUGUGGCGGAGCUCCGCCGUGAGGUUCAACGAUGUGACGACUCGAUACUGUCGCUUCAGUUAAAAGUUAAGAAAUUAGAGGAGGAGAAAGACGGAGAUGAUGGAGACAACAAACCAGAUCUGAAAAACGAUGAAAUUAAACCGGCGAGACUUAACCGGGAUACGACGGAGUCUGACCGGGAGGAUAAUAGGUCGAUGAACGAGUCCAACUCGACAGCCUCCGUCGAUAAAAUCGCCGAUCACGACAGAUUAGACGGUGAUAAAAUGGUUCAGACUGACGAGAAUUCGAGAAAUCCAGAUCCCGAUCCGGUUAAUAAGGCGGCGGCGCCGGAGGAGGAACAACGAACGGUUAGUAAAAGAUCGGAAAUGAGUAACUCGGGAGAGUUGGAUGAAUCGGGAACGUCCACUGGUCCUGGAAAGAGGAAAGGACAGAAAUACAGAAGCGGCGGAGGCGGCGGUGAUAUCAAAUCGGCCGGUGAUAAAUCACAGCCGUUGAUAGAUACCAUUAAGCUAAUUCGGUCUCAUCCCCGUGGUUCCGUGUUCGAAUCCCGGCUUAGGAGCCAGGAGACUAAGGAUUACAAGAGGUUGAUAAGGCAGCAUUUGGACAUCAAGACAAUAGAGAAGAAGGUGGAGAAAGGAUCUUAUGUUUCUUCAAGCCUUUCUUUCUACAGAGACCUCAAGCUUCUCUUCACAAACGCCAUUGUCUUCUUUCCUACAUCUUCCUCAGAAUCCAUGGCUGCUCAAGAACUAAGAACCCUCGUCUCUAACGAGAUGAAGAAACGAACGGGAAAAUCGGGUCACAAUGCCAUCAAAGCAGAGGCUGAAUCAAACGAACAGAAAUCCUCUGUUCUUCCUCUUGUUGCCUGUAAAAAGAAGAGUUCUGCUUCAAAAAAGACGCCUCCUUCUUCAAGCUCUAAACAAAAAGAUGAGAAGAAAUAUCAGGAAGUCUCAGAGGAGAAGACUGUGACUACUACUACUACUACUACUACUACUAGUGCAAGAAGUUCGAGGAGAACGAGCAAAGAGAUCGCUGUUGUUGCUAAAGAUACUAAAACGGGAAGAGCCAAGAAUAAUAAUAAGAAACAAAAGGAUACGAAAACAGAAUCAUCUGAUGAUGGUGAUGAAGAUGAGAAGGAAGAGAAUUCUAAAACAGAGAAGAAGACAGUAGCGAUAGCAUCAGAUAAGAAGAAGAGCGUGGCUGAUUUUUUGAAGAGAAUAAAGAAGAACUCUCCACAGAAAGGAAAAGAAACAACGAGUAAAAAUCAGAAGAAGAGUGAUGGAAACGUUAAGAAAGAGAACAGUAAAGCGAAACCGAGGGAAUUGAGGAGUAACAGUACAGGUAAAAAGAAGGCUGAGGUAGAGACUAAUAAUAGUAAGAGUUCAUCGAAACGAAAACAAACGAAAGAACCAGCAGAGGCUACGGGAAAACGAGGUAGGGAAUCCGAAAAAGACAAUAAGCAGCCAAAGAAAAGAAGCAGAAGAUGAAACUAAAUUAGCCUGUGGUUAAGCAUUGUACAUUUGAUGUGCCAGAAGUAUUCAUCAUUCCUCUUAACAUCAGUGUUUUGGAAGGAAUCAUAGGUCUUGUUAGGUAUUCUCAUAGUUACCAGUGUAGCUUUUAUUUAAACUGGGCUUUCCUUGUUUUAGAGGGUAUAAUGGACACAUGGUGUUGUCUUCAUUUAUUUGUUAGUUUGAUCCAUACUAGGUUCACAAAACCUGAAACCCUGUUUAGACUUAGGAAAUAAAAAUCUAAAAAAACA